This is a messenger RNA of Gilbertella persicaria, 1123 nucleotides long. RefSeq lists its product as uncharacterized. The transcript has a single exon. NCBI's taxonomy places the organism in Eukaryota, Fungi, Mucoromycota, Mucoromycetes, Mucorales, Choanephoraceae. Bases 308 to 1000 code for a protein of 230 amino acids. The record is from RefSeq and is a predicted model, not a curated record.
AUACAUAUUUGGUCUUUAUAGUCGAGAUGCUAUUCUUAUACUUAUAAGCUUCUUUUUUUAAAAAUGUUCUCAAUUACUUGGUGUAACUGACUGUUUCAAAAGGGCAGUGAAGCAUAAAAAAAGUCGUGAUAUAUGACAUCCAUCCAAAAAUAUAUAUAUAUCGAGAUGUAUUGAUUCGAAAUUAACCACAAAGUAAUAUAGAUUGAACACUAUUACUUGGGCUCUCCCAAAGACAUCAUCAUGUAACAUUGGCUUCUUCUCCCUUAUGGUGUAACAAAUGUGUAUACAUAGAAGAAACUAAAACUUUAUGAGGUAUAUAAAAUUAUAUAAACAAGUGGAAAAUUUUUUUUCAUCUCCUUUUGUUGUAUGGAAGAUCAUUGAGAUUUGCAUCAGAUUAUUAAUUGAAAGCUUUGACACCAAGAUCAUGGAUACUGCUGCCUUUGGUUCUCAAAAUUACGCGAAAGAGUCUACUAAAGACAAAAAAAUUAAUGUAUACCCAACGCAGCAAUCAAUGACCAUUGAACUAUCACCACCUUCUCUGGAGGCUACAUUUUACAGAGACAACGAUAAAAUAAAAAAAAUUCAAGAUGAAAUUUUGUUACUAAAUCAACAAGCAAGUGAGCCCAAUAUUUGCUUUGUUUUCUUAUGCGGUAUUUCAUCUUACGCCAUGUCAACCAACGCCAUUCUGGAACGAAGAGCACUUGAAAAGCUACUAGAUCAAGAACUAUCAAAGCCUCUUCACCCUGAAUCCCCUAAUAUAUAUUUUCAAUCCAUGUAUCAAGAUGUGGGCAGGAUCGAGAAGCUACAACACCAAAUCAGAGUGAUGGAAAGAAACAAGAGUAACGAUAAAUGUUGUUAUUUUUGUUACGGAUAUAAUGCUAGUGCUUACACAAGCUAUAAACUUACAAAGCGGCAAGAUCUUCGUUAUCAAUUAGAAAGAGAAUUAAACAAGCCUGUACAAAAUUUUGAGUAUCAACAACAUCAUAUACCCCAUCAAUAAAUUCGAUUUAUGUUGAAAUAUUAGUGUUAUUUAUAACAUUGGUUUCUAGAUCUGUAAUCAAUGCGUGUUUAUUGAUCAAAUAAAUAUAUAAACAAAUAUUAUUACAUGCCAUAAGCAGCUUCA